AAAGUCAAUAAUAAAAAUCAUAAGCAUAGCCAGAAUAAUAAUAAUCAGAAUCAGAAAAUAAAAGUGGAGGACAGGAAAUUUUCAAACCCUCGUCCGUACCCAAAAAAAAAAAAAAAAAAAGACUCACAUCCAGAGAGAAAGAAGAAAAAGAAAAAGAUGGUUGAAAAUGACUGAGUGACUGACUGCUUCAGGCUCCGGUAAUAAUAAUCCAUCCAUGUCAUGAUAUGAAGAUUUCCAACACUUCCUCCGUUUCUUCGCGAUCUUUCAACCCAUCCAGCUUAUUGACUAUUAUAAGGAUUGUUAUAAUAAUAUUCUGGCCUCUGUUGGGUUGCGACAACAACUUAAAACUCUCGCAUCUGCGCGUGCCCUUUUGGCCUUGCAUUUCCCCUCUUCCAUCUUUCUUCAUUCAUUGUAUGGGACGAUUAUCCAUGUACAGUAUUGCUAGACUCUAUCCAGGUACGUAUUUUUUUUUGCCCCCCCCCCUCUCUCUCUGUCUCUCUCUCUCUCUUUUCAUCUUCUUCUCUUACUGCCUGAUUCCCUUUCUUGUCUCUUCGCAUAUUAUUUAUUUAUCAUUAUUAUCAUAUUAUCAUUACUAUUAUUAUUAUUACGAUUCUCUUCUUCUUUUUUUUUACACCCUCUCCACAGUAAAACUAACCCCACCGGGCCCUGUCCGUUGACUCCGUUCUCCUUCGUCAGGCCCGGACUUUCUCUCCCAGUUCCCUCCAACCGUCUGCUGGUUACACGCUGCUUGCUUGCUCUGACGGGUUUUAUUACACCCACU
Molecule: messenger RNA, 781 nt
Organism: Aspergillus ochraceoroseus IBT 24754
Lineage: Eukaryota; Fungi; Ascomycota; Eurotiomycetes; Eurotiales; Aspergillaceae
Exons: 1
Coding region: 225-677 (150 amino acids)
Source: RefSeq, a predicted model, not a curated record